CGUCUGACCCGUUUGGUUCAGCCGGGAGCGGGAUCGGUUGUAUGAAAGGUCCCGGUACCGAACUCCUCUCCUGCCCCGCCCCCUCCGGAACCGAUCAGGCGGGAGUUUGUCAGUGUUGGGUUCACAAACGGCGUUGAGACGGGAGCAGAACCGGAGCCGGUACCGGUACCGGUACCGCCGGGAUGAGCUGGGAUCGGCUGCAGCUGAAGCCGCAGAUCAUCUCCGCCGUGCAGAGAGCCCAGCUGAGGUCCGCUCAGGAGGUUCUGUGUGUGUCUGGGCCGGACCUGCAGAAGGUGACCGGACUGUCCCGAUCAGACGUCCAGGACCUGCUGCACGCCGCCGCCGCCGCCUGCAGGGCCCGGCUGCCGGUCACAGCCCUUCAGCUCCAGCGGGGCGAGUGCCACAGGUUAGAGUCCGGCCUCCGGCUCGGUACCGGCUGUCCGGUUCUGGACGGGCUGCUGCGGGGCGGCCUGCCUGUAGGGGGCGUCACUGAGCUGUCAGGAGAGAGCGGAGCGGGGAAGACGCAGCUCGGCCUGCAGCUCAGCCUGUCGGUGCAAUACCCCGUGGAGCAUGGAGGCCUGAGCGCAGGUCAGGAAUCCACGCCGCCAGCUGGACCGCCGGACGCUACAGGAGCGAUGUACAUCUGCACCGAGGACCCGUUCCCCAUCAAGCGCCUGCAGCAGCUGAUCUCAGAACAGCGUGUCCUGCGCUCUGAUGUCCCUCCCUCUGUGAUCGGCGGCCUCCGGUUCAGUGAUCACAUCUACGUGGAACACACAGCCGACCUGGACUCUCUGCAGGUGUGUUUGUCGCGCCGCGCCCCCCUCCUGCUGGCUCAGGGUCUCGUCCGUCUCGUCGUGGUUGACUCGGUGGCGGCUCUCUUCAGGUCGGAGUUCCAGGCAGAUGAUUGGUUAGAGAGAAACAAACAGCUGCUCACCUUCGCCUCCAUGUUGCACCACCUCAGCCAGGAAUUCACCACACCUGUACUCUGCAUCAACCAGGUCACGGAUGUGUUUAACCAGUCUUCCAGCAGUGUGAGCUCUUCGUCCUCCUCCGUGUCCCCGGCGCUGGGUCUGGCCUGGGCCAAUCAGGUCACGGUCAGACUGAUGAUGCAACGCCUCCAGGGCACGGUCGUCCGCGGCGACCAGAGCAGCGCCCUGCGCAGGUUGGAGGUGGUGUUUGCUCCUCACCUGGCCCGCGGUGGUCGAGACGUCGGCGUUUGGAGGGAGGGGCUCCGAGGCGUCCUGGACCCUGCCUGACUAGACGGUUCUGAGGACCCAACGACUGAGGAUGGAAGUUCUGCUCUGAGUCUGUUUUGGGUUCAGCUUAAAAACCAGAGCUGUGGGUUGAUGCUGGUCAUAAAGACUCUGACUGUGGUAAUCCCAGAGGUGGAGUUCUGGGUAUGAACUCCUCUGGUUUAACGCUGUCCUGUUCUGGAGCUGUGAACCUCUCCACUGGGCCGGACUUCAUUUGGACCAGGACUCUCCUGCAGCGCCUGAACUGAUGCAGAGAGCUGCAGCUCUAACCAGGCCCACUGAACGGUUCCAUGCUGUGAUGUUUCUGCAGGGUCCCAUUGAUGUUCUGUAUCAUGCAAAUCAUUAAAGCUGGUUUGUGCAACACUCUA
Messenger RNA from Fundulus heteroclitus (mummichog), 1621 nucleotides. RefSeq names its product X-ray repair complementing defective repair in Chinese hamster cells 3 (gene xrcc3). NCBI's taxonomy places the organism in Eukaryota, Metazoa, Chordata, Actinopteri, Cyprinodontiformes, Fundulidae. Gene Ontology annotation, biological process: telomere maintenance via recombination; t-circle formation; resolution of mitotic recombination intermediates. The transcript is spliced from 7 exons. Gene Ontology annotation, cellular component: Rad51C-XRCC3 complex; replication fork. The record is from RefSeq and is a predicted model, not a curated record. Bases 183 to 1256 code for a protein of 357 amino acids. Gene Ontology annotation, molecular function: ATP-dependent DNA damage sensor activity; ATP binding; four-way junction DNA binding.